Messenger RNA from Oryza brachyantha (malo sina), 3546 nucleotides. RefSeq lists its product as uncharacterized. Bases 27 to 3221 code for a protein of 1064 amino acids. The record is from RefSeq and is a predicted model, not a curated record. NCBI's taxonomy places the organism in Eukaryota, Viridiplantae, Streptophyta, Magnoliopsida, Poales, Poaceae. Gene Ontology annotation, biological process: mRNA processing. The transcript has 9 exons.
AAUGGUUUAGCCAUCAAGCUCCUCCCAUGGCCGCCGCAGAGGAGGACGCCGCCGCCGCCACCGUCACUGCGGAGAAUGACGAUGACGUCGAGGACCUCUACGCCGACCUCGACGACCAGGUGGCCGCCGCGCUUGCCGCCGCCGGGGAGAGCGGAGGCUCCAACCCGGCCACUGACGGCGAGGCCGAGGCGCCGGGCGCCCACAACGCGGUGGACGACGCCAACGAGACGGUGGACCUGGGCGACGGGACUGCGGGGUACAUCAGCAGCGACGAGGAGAGCGAAGAUGACCUCCAUAUCGUGCUCAACGAUUAUGGCACCGCGUCGCCGCCUCCCACUGCUGGCCGAUGCGAGGACCGGUGGGCAGAGGUGAGCGAGGAGGGGGAAGUUUCGGGUAGCUGUGUGAAAGGUCCGUCUACUGAUGGCGACCGGGGCAAGCUUGGUGAGCUUCACCAGAAGGGACUUCUCGAGAAAACAGCAGCACCGAUCACAGGACAAGGUGAUCGAGGCCACCAGCAUGCAUUUCAAAAGGAAUUCAGUUUUUUCUUACCAAGAAACAGGACAGUUUUUGACAUAGACAUUGAAGCAUUUCAAGAGAAGCCUUGGAGACAGCAUGGUGUGGAUCUCACGGACUACUUCAACUUUGGCAUGGAUGAAGAAGGGUGGAGAAAAUAUUGUCUUGACAUGGGAAACUUCAGACAUGGAACCAGAACACUUGCAAAGGAAUCGUCAGGAUUGGAACAGGAGUUUCAUUACAAUCUUGGAUUGAGUAAGUCAGUGCCAAAGUCGGAGAUUUAUUCCAGAAAUGAGCUUGCUAAGCCAAAGGGUAGAGCAAUCCAUGUUGAAGGUGGUUUGCAAGAGCGUCUUCCAUCAGCAGAUAUGUGGCCUCCAAGACGAAGGGAUUCUGAUGUGAUACAGGUAAGCAUGAUGCUUUCACCAUCAAAUCACUCCGGCUCAGAUGGCAGGUCAACAGUAAAUGACACUACCAAAAGGCCAGCCAGUAACCAUCACGGUGGUGAUGAAUGUCCGAAGGAAACUAGCUCUGUGGUGGACAGGAUGGUUGAUAAAGAAGUGCACAAGAGAGGUUCCUCAGAGUACACUGGGAGCAAACCAGUUUUACGAGAUUCUGCUUGUGCGGGGGUCCAAUCUUCUAGUCCUGAUAAUUCUGACAUGCUUUCUGAAGAGUCAACAGAAGAUCUCUAUUUUAAGAGGAAGCGUGGAAAAUCAAAUUCCAAUGCUUUUUAUGUGGAAACAGUCCAUAACGAUGAGCAUGUAUUAUCAGAUUUUUGCCAUCGUUCAAGUAAAUCAGACCAAGAAAAUAGCAAGGGUGAGAUUCAUAGAUAUGCCCCCUCUCCUACUGAUGUCAGAUAUCACAAGAUAACUGAACGUCGGAGGACUGAUGAAGCUGGAGCAGGGAUUUCUAGUCGAUUUCUUAAUAACCGCCAAAAUGAUUGCCAUCUCCAUAAAUCUGGAUAUAGAUCAACAGAAGAACUGAAGAGGCAAAGUUUAGCUGGUGGGAAACGUGCCCUGUUUGAGAUACAAGAAAACACAACAGAUAACUACUCCAGUAGAUAUGCUCGAAAGCAUAAACAUGAAAGAUCUAGCUCAAAUUUCCUUGGCAACAAUUAUCGAGUUCACAUUCAAUUGUGUGAAAAGCAAGACUACUUGCCUCUGGAAAGAAUAGCUUUGAGACAUGAUGAACAACGCAAUGAUGACUCUAGCCAAAGACAUAGGCGAUCUUGGCAUGAGAUCGAUGAUAAUGAAGAUAUUUUAGAGUGCUAUUCCACCAGGAGAUGGCAGCAACACCAUGAUCAUGUACAUAGAUCUCCUUCGAUGCCAAAAGCUGAGUUUUGUGAUGACACUGAUGGACGGAUGUACAGAGAAAGACAAUACCUGGAAACAAGAAAAGUCAGACAUGACCAUAAUGGGGAUGAUGAGUUUUUCCACUACACUGAUUACAGAUUUGGCAAGGUACUGCAUCCUCAGGAUAGGCAUGGAUACAGAAGUCAAUCUGCAGAAAGUAGUGAUGAGCAUUUCAGACAUUCCGAACAUCUUGUGUUUGAGCAUUUCACACAUCCUGACCGGCUUAUAUUGUCUUGUCAGGCAAAUGCCAGCCACAGGAAAUUUGAGAAGGGUUGGCCCGUGCCUUCUGCAAAUCUAAACUGUAUGAGCUCAAAAAACAGAUUCAUUGAUAACAAAAGAAUCCAAAAUGGUAAAAUCAAAUACAACUGUGAUGGAUAUUAUGGAAAGAAAAUACUGCAUCAUUCUGGAUUUGGUGUUGACGGCAUUCAACGACCUGCUUUGUAUAGUGGUUCUGUUGCUGAGACUGGUCAAUGUAUUCAACCAGUGAAGAGGAAGGUUUAUGCUGAUCAAGGUUCCAUGAACCAUAAAGAUCUUUUCAAUCCAUCAUAUCCAAAAGGAAGGAGAUGGAUGCAUGAUCGAUCUAUGAUAAGUGGUAAAAAAAGAUAUGUUGCUGAGAUGCACAAUUAUACAAAGGAGAUUGAUGUAGAAGCUAUGUGUAGUCUCAAUGAUAUGAGAAACAACGACAAUAUUCGAAACAUUUAUGAUAAGAAAAGGCAUGAGAUCAUGAAUUUGCAGCCCAGUGACGCAGAUAACUUGCUUUUGAUCCAUAGGAAGAGAAAGUUUAAUCGACAAGGAAUUGAGAUAAGGCGUGAGGUUGAAAGUGAUAGUGAGGGGUGUCUUCCUGCUGACAGUGAUUUGCACAGUUCCAAACUUAAGAGUGUACAUCAGAAAGUGCGUAAACCAAGAAGCUACCGUAUCUCACGCAAUCAGAUUUUGGAGAAAUCAAUACAACAAAAACAGCAACAUGUGAGCAUCAAUCAAGAAUGUGAAGAGAUUGAGGAGGGAGAACUGAUUGAACAGGAUCAUCAUGAUACUGCUUCAAGAAGCAAGUUUAACCAACGAAGCAAAGUAGUGCUAAGGUCAGUGAUAGAAGCAAGCUCAGCAGGUCAGGGAGGGAUGGUUAAUGCAACAUCGAAAGAUGCUGAUUGCAGCAACGGAGCUACAAGAGAAUGCGAUGAUAAACAUAUACUUGAGGUAAUGAAAAAGAUGCAGAAAAGAAGGGAAAGGUUCAAAGAGCCCAUUGCACCCCAAAAGGAGGAAGAUGAACACGGGAAAGAAUUGUUGGCAGCGACAUAUAGUGUAGAUGAUAUGAAGAAUCCACGACCUGCAAGGAAACGGCUUUGGGGUUGUAGUGGUUAAGAGGCUAGAGUAGAACCUUGAACAAAGCUCAAACAUUAUUCAGGUUCAGAAACUGUAGAUCCUUUUUGUAAUGGUUGGAAUGUGGGGAAAAUAUACAAAGCAUUCAAAAUUCAAAAUUUUGCCUAUGUAAUACAUAUAGUGUCUACAUUAUAUAGCAUAGUUCUUCAUAGUAAUAAGGCAGAAAAUGAAGAGGGAAAAGACGGGAAUUUAUGCAUGUCUGUAAUGGAUCGCUCCCUUCCAAGUUCCAACAGAGUAUUGACUUACUGUUGCCAAGUAUUGGAAACUGAACUGUUCCAUGGGCAUUUAUACAGAAUUUUAGGUGAGG